Messenger RNA from Egretta garzetta (little egret), 2880 nucleotides. RefSeq names its product sec1 family domain containing 1 (gene SCFD1). The transcript is spliced from 24 exons. NCBI's taxonomy places the organism in Eukaryota, Metazoa, Chordata, Aves, Pelecaniformes, Ardeidae. The coding region runs from base 157 to 1884 and encodes 575 amino acids. The record is from RefSeq and is a predicted model, not a curated record. Gene Ontology annotation, cellular component: Golgi membrane; cytosol. Gene Ontology annotation, molecular function: syntaxin binding. Gene Ontology annotation, biological process: intracellular protein transport; endoplasmic reticulum to Golgi vesicle-mediated transport.
AGACAGAAGCCCAUAGAAAGGGAAGAACUAUUGAUAGCCUUAAAUUUAGGACAACUGAACUCAAGCUACCUUUAUUAGCUUUGAAAAGUUCUCAUUUAUGACAGAUUUGGCCAAGAUAUAAUCUCACCUUUGCUGUCAGUGAAAGAGCUGAGAGAUAUGGGGAUCACUUUGCACCUGCUUUUGCAUUCAGAUCGGGAUGCUAUUCCAGAUGUUCCAGCGGUUUACUUUGUAAUGCCAACAGAAGAAAAUAUUGACAGAAUGUGCCAGGAUCUUCGAAACCAGCUUUAUGAAUCUUAUUAUUUAAACUUUAUUUCUGCCAUUUCAAGAAGUAAACUGGAAGAUAUUGCAAAUGCUGCCAUAGGAGCUAAUGCAGUAACUCAAGUGGCUAAGGUGUUUGAUCAGUAUCUUAAUUUUAUUACUUUAGAAGAUGACAUGUUUGUAUUGUGUAACCAAAACAAAGAACUUGUUUCAUAUCGUGCCAUUAACCGACCAGAUAUAACGGACACAGAAAUGGAAACUAUAAUGGACACUAUUGUUGAUAGUCUCUUCUGUUUUUUUGUUACACUUGGAGCUAUUCCUAUAAUCAGAUGCUCAAGAGGAACUGCAGCUGAAAUGGUGGCAGUGAAAUUAGAUAAGAAGCUCAGAGAGAACCUAAGAGAUGCCAGAAACAGUCUUUUUACAGGUGACACACUUGGAGCUGGCCAGUUCAGCUUCCAAAGGCCCCUAUUAGUCCUUGUUGACAGAAACAUAGAUUUAGCAACUCCUCUACAUCAUACUUGGACAUACCAAGCUUUAGUGCAUGAUGUUCUGGAUUUUCAUUUGAAUAGAGUUAACUUAGAAGAAUCAACAGGAAUGGAAAGUUCUCCAGCAGGUGCUAGACCUAAAAAAAAAACCAAGAAGUCCUAUGAUUUAACUGCAUCUGAUAAAUUCUGGCAAAAGCAUAAGGGCAGUCCUUUUCCAGAGGUAGCUGAGUCUGUUCAACAAGAACUGGAAUCCUACAGAGCUCAAGAAGAUGAAGUCAAAAGACUUAAAAGUAUCAUGGGUAUAGAAGGGGAGGAUGAAGGAGCAAUAAGUAUGCUUUCUGAUAAUACAGCUAAGCUAACUUCAGCUGUCAGCUCUCUUCCAGAACUUCUGGAAAAGAAGAGGCUCAUUGAUCUUCAUACAAAUGUUGCCACAGCCGUUUUGGAGCAUAUAAAGAGUCGAAAGCUGGAUGUGUAUUUUGAAUAUGAGGAAAAAAUAAUGAGCAAAUCCACUCUGGAUAAGUCUCUUCUGGACAUGAUUUCUGACCCAGAUGCAGGAACUCCGGAAGACAAAAUGCGAUUAUUUCUGAUCUACUACAUAAGCUCAGCUCAGGCACCUUCAGAGAUUGAUUUGGAGCAGUAUAAAAAAGCGUUGAUGGAUGCAGGUUGUAAUCUUGCUCCUUUGAGCUACAUAAAACAAUGGAAGGCUUUCACCAAGAUGGCUUCGGCUCCAACCAGCUAUGGAAACACUACGCCUAAACCUUUGGGCCUGUUUUCACGUGUUAUGAAUACAGGAUCACAGUUUGUGAUGGAAGGAGUGAAGAACUUGGUACUGAAGCAACAAAAUCUACCAGUCACACGUAUAUUGGACAACCUCAUGGAGAUGAAGUCAAACCCUGAGACAGAUGACUACCGGUAUUUUGACCCCAAGAUGCUGCGAGGCAGUGACAGCUCAGUUCCCAGAAACAAAAAUCCAUUCCAGGAGGCGAUAGUGUUUGUAGUUGGAGGUGGCAACUAUAUUGAAUAUCAAAAUCUUAUUGACUACAUAAAGGGUAAGCAAGGCAAACAUGUCCUGUAUGGCUGCAGUGAACUAUUUAAUGCUACACAGUUUAUAAAACAGCUGUCCCAGCUUGGCCAGAAAUAAGACUGAAACACCGUUACCUGGAUGGCAACAUGACAACAGAGAAUUGUUACAACGUUCAGAUAUCUUCAUAUCUAUAAUUUUGUCAUUAUAUUAAAACUUAAACCCAUUUCAUUAAUACGAUAACUUUUUAAAAAAGAUCUGUAAUUAAUACGGUAUAUAUCAACAUUUCAGAAAUAAACCUUAAAACCUGCUAUAUUUUUGGUGGGGGUCAGUUUCACAUUAUUACACUCUCAAUGCAGUAUUAGCUAUGGCAUAUGACAGAGCUGGCUGAAAAGCAUAGCGUUUUGAAGUUCUUGCAUAGUUUCUGUUACAGUAAACAAAGCAAUAGCUUGAAGAAAAGGUCAAGUCUGUCUUUAGGAGACGUGUUCUUCUUGAAAGCCAGACUAUCUUUAUUUAACAAAAUUGAAAAGGACAAAACUGCCUUUUAGGACCGUAGACAAACAGCCUUAGUACAAGAGAACUACUCUACUUCUAGCUCUUGCCCUUUUAUUUUACCAAAGUAAUUGUACUUGUACUUAGAUUUGUGCAGUCUUUGCUUGAUGUUCCAAAGACGUACUUGAAGAUACCUUCAGUACAAGUUUCUCAUACAGUAAUUUAGCUCCUCUCUUAAGAUUAAGAGAAAAAUCACUUGCCUGCGCAGUCACAGUUUCAAACUGUAAAACUGUGAAAUCUUUUAUAAUUUUCUUCUGCAGUUUAUAGUGUAACUAACUGCUUUGACUUUUACGCUUGGGAAGGAACCAAGUCAUCCUCACAGAACAGCUUUUAACUGUUAUAAGUUAUAAGCACACAUUUAAAAUACAGGGUUUAACAAUUGCAUUAGGUAGGGGUGGUUUAGUAGUCUAAAGAAUCUGAAGUUUUGCCAGUAAUGACAGCUCUGGAUAGUGAGUACGGGAAUUGAGAGAAGGUAACAGAAUUUCUAUAUAGAUGUGGGUCUCUGCCUCUAGAAAUGUCCCCUCUGGAAACAGCACCGCUACUGGUGAAGCAAUAUGUUUUCAA